Trichoderma citrinoviride is the source of this 1860-nucleotide messenger RNA. RefSeq lists its product as hypothetical. The coding region runs from base 1 to 1860 and encodes 619 amino acids. Gene Ontology annotation, biological process: retrograde transport, endosome to Golgi. The transcript is spliced from 5 exons. Gene Ontology annotation, molecular function: phosphatidylinositol binding. The record is from RefSeq and is a predicted model, not a curated record. NCBI's taxonomy places the organism in Eukaryota, Fungi, Ascomycota, Sordariomycetes, Hypocreales, Hypocreaceae.
AUGUGGAACGACGAGGACAAUAAUCCCUAUGGGAGCAGCUUCGAUCGCCGGGAUUCGCAAACCUCAUCGUCAGCAAUCCCGAGCUCGCCGACAUCCAGAGACUAUGGAGUUUUUGAGACUUCCCACACCCCUUCAACUGGCAGCGACGAUGCUCAUUCACCGCGUGCGCCCUUCAGCCAUGGCGCCGGGCACGUUGACGAAGAGGACGUACUGGCAGAUGACGCGCCUCCACGACGGAAGCCAGGCGGUUACAACAGCCGCAUUGAGCAGAUUCUUUACGAGAACCCUAACAUGCCCAUCAUGAUCACUGACGCGGGCAAGAGCGUGGAAAGUGGAGGGAGAUACAUUGUGUAUACCAUUAAGACUGGGGAUCUCGAAGUUCGUCGCCGGUAUUCUGAAUUCGCCUCGCUCAGAGAAGCCUUGACCCGUCUUCAUCCAACGCUUGUCAUCCCGCCUAUUCCCGAAAAGCACACCAUGGCCGACUACGCUGCGAAUCCCACAAGCGCCAAGCAAGAUCAGCAAAUCAUUGACUUACGAAAGCGCAUGCUGAUGGUCUUCCUGAACCGCUGCCGUCGAAUGGAUGCCGUGAGAGAGGACGGCGUCUGGUGGAGAUUUCUUGACCCAAACUCAAGCUGGAGCGAGGUCUUGCAUUCUCACCCCGUCGCUUCUAUACCCAAAUCCAUUCUCAAAGCACCUCCGCUGGACCCCGCGAAUCCAACCCCUGCGCACAACUUCCUUCCAGUCCCUUCCAGCUCAGCAAAGCUCAAGGCUCCGGCCAGUGGUCAAGACUUGAGCGCCUCCGUUCUCCAAGGCGCGGCUCAUGCGAUCGAACGCUUUCCGGCAGAUGCGUCCAAACUAAGCGAGCAGGAACUUGACCCGUACUUCAUUUCCUAUGAAGCCUCGAUUAAGGAGCUAGAACAGCUUCUCACGGGUCCCAUGGAGAAGGUCAACCGCCGAACCCUCAGCCAUUUGUCAUCCCUAGCGGCAGACCUUUGCGAGUUGGGAUCGAGGUACAACGCAUUUGCCCUGUCGGAACAAGCCCCCUCCUUAGGACCGGCUAUCGAGCGGAUAGGUCAAGCCGCCGAUGCGUCAUACAUUGCAACCGAAGAGCUGUCGGGCACUCUAGGUGCAAGUUUCGCGGAGCCAAUGAGAGAAAACGCUCAAUUUGCAGGAGUUGUCAGGAGCGUCUUGCGGUAUAGAGUUCUCAAGCGCGUGCAACAGGACAUGACAACCGAGGAGCUGAACAAGAAGCGAGCCUUACUGGACCAGCUGGAGCGCAGUGAAGCAGAAGCGAGACGCAUCGAACAGUAUCUUUCAAACAGCCAAACAAUCUCACCUGAGCCGAAACGGUCAGCCAGCCAUCGAGAACCCCCGACGCAGCACCGACGCGAUGGAAGUCAAGAAGACACUGAAUCUAUAGAUUCGGAUUUCCCACCCACCCACGGCGACUUCCCGUCGGUGCCCCCAUCUGCCAGCCAAGGCCUUCCCGAGAGAAGCACGAGCAACACGCACAGAAAGAUGCCCAGCACAAACUCUAUAACGAACAAGAUCUUUGGGCCAAUCCGCCACGCGGUUCAGGGAGUCGUAGACGUGGAUCCUGAGCGAACCCGCCGAGACACAAUUGGGAAGACGCGUGAAUCUAUUAUCCAACUAGAGCAAGCGCAGGUGGUCUCUGAAAAGGAUGUCAAGGAGGCCAGUGCAAGUGUUCUUGAAGAUCUGAAACGGUUCCAGAAAGAUAAAGAGGAUGAUUUGCGGAGAUACAUGUUGGCGUAUGCCAGGAGCCAGAUUGAAUGGGCGCGCAAGAGUAAGCAGCAAUGGGAGGAAGCCAGGGCAGAGGUUGACAAGAUCGAUGAGAACUGA